AUGACGCUCUAUUACACUCUUGUUUUCCUGCUUCUCGUUUUCGAAAUGGUCGUUUUCCUCGGUCUAAUCGUUCCGCUUCCAUAUACUGUCAAGAGAAAACUUUUUGCUUUCAUCUCGGAAAGUCCGAUUGUGGCAAAGCUGCAAUAUGGAUUGAGGAUUACGUUCAUUUUCAUCCUCAUCCUUUUCGUCGACAGCGUUAACCGGGUUUACCGUGUGCAGCUUGAGAUGAGUGCUUUUAGUAAGGACCCGGGGGCAGGGCUAAGGAUGAAUAGCAGAGCUGCUGCUCUAGGUGCUGAGCGCAUGGAGGUACAGGCUCGCAAGUUCUACUCUCAGCGGAACAUGUACCUUUGUGGCUUCACGUUGUUCCUCUCUCUGAUCCUCAACCGAACCUAUAUCAUGAUUGUGGAAGUCCUUCGCCUGGAGGACCGGGUCAAACUGCUUGAAGGUGACAAGAAGGCAAGCGGUAAGGACGCCGCUCGUGUUGCAGAAGCUGGCAGCGUAGGCGAAAUUGGACGCCUUAAGAAGGAGCUCGAGGCAAAGGACCGUGACAUUGAGACUCUCAAGAAGCAAGCUGAAGGUCUUCAGCGCGAGUAUCACAAUUUGGGCGAUAAGUUGUCUGACUCUGACAGCGCUCCUAAGAAAGACCGAUAA
This is a messenger RNA of Talaromyces atroroseus, 651 nucleotides long. RefSeq lists its product as hypothetical. Lineage: Eukaryota; Fungi; Ascomycota; Eurotiomycetes; Eurotiales; Trichocomaceae. Gene Ontology annotation, biological process: endoplasmic reticulum to Golgi vesicle-mediated transport; intracellular protein transport. Gene Ontology annotation, cellular component: endoplasmic reticulum membrane; endoplasmic reticulum. The transcript has 4 exons. The record is from RefSeq and is a predicted model, not a curated record. The coding region runs from base 1 to 651 and encodes 216 amino acids.